Messenger RNA from Durusdinium trenchii, 306 nucleotides. Lineage: Eukaryota; Dinophyceae; Suessiales; Symbiodiniaceae. The record is from the annotation of a GenBank genome assembly.
AUGGCUGGGAACAUGGUGAACUGGACAUCGGAUCCGUUGCAAGAAGUCCGUUGCGCGAAUGGCCCUGCUGCGGCACCGGGAUCCAGGGGCUUGCGGCUAGUUGAGAUCCACUGUGAAAUGAGUCAUGCUUCUUGUUCUGCGCCGUCCGUUGGUACUAUGCCUGAAACUGAUAAUAGUUUUAUAUCAAUCCAAUGCAUCUUGCAAGAGCCGCAGCUUGCAUAUAUGUCGUGUCUUGCCCCAGCAAAUUGUGUACCUGUCCCAGUAAAGGACUUUUCCUCAUCGAAAUGCAUCACACGCAUGCAGUAA